Messenger RNA from Chaetomium globosum CBS 148.51, 1068 nucleotides. RefSeq lists its product as uncharacterized. The transcript has a single exon. The record is from RefSeq and is a predicted model, not a curated record. Bases 1 to 1068 code for a protein of 355 amino acids. NCBI's taxonomy places the organism in Eukaryota, Fungi, Ascomycota, Sordariomycetes, Sordariales, Chaetomiaceae.
AUGGAAAUUGGACUUCGUCGAUUGGAGUGCGCCGAGAACGAGCUUUUUAUUCAUGAAACGCCCAGCACUUACCCACGCCUGUGCCGCCUCGCAGAUGGUUCGAUUCUCGCAGGCUUCACGGCUUUCGAGCCCGACGGCCAGCGCGUCCUCACCAUCAAACGUAGCACCGACGAUGCUGCCACAUUUGAAGCUCACGGCGAAGUAGCGCGCUCCUCUGGCGACUGCGACAAUCUCUUCCUACUUGAGCUGCCCGCAUCAGCCGACUCGAACGAGUCGAACCCGCCCACCAUUCUUGCCGCGUUCCGAAACCACGAUACUGACCCGGACGGUACCCACACAUACUUCCGCAUUACCGUCUGCCAAUCCACCGAUGGCGGUCGGACCUGGACCUUCCUGUCCCAGGCCGCGGAGAAGCCCGCCCCGUUUGGCCUCUGGGAGCCUUUCCUCCGCAUGGCCGGCACGGACGACGACGACGAGAUCCACAUGUACUUCUCCCAGGAGAUGGAUACCGACGACCAGGACACCAUGCUCGUGCGCAGCACCGACGGCGGCGCCACGUGGACGGCGACCCAGCGCGUAACGGGCGAGGGGGAGGCACUCCGCGACGGUAUGGUCGGGGUGGCGGCGAUGACAAGUUGCGAUAAGGAGCUGGAGGCACUCAUCCUCGUCAUGGAGACAACGCGUCUCGGCACAUUUUCCAUUGAGGCAGUUUUGUCCUUCGAUAACGCCGAGACAUUUGGGUCGCGGCAGCCGGUGUAUGUGCCAAAGGAGGGGCGGAAUGCUGGAGCACCUCAGAUCACUGCAUUCGCCGAUGGGUCGGUCGCGGUCGUGUUCAUGACGGACGAAGAUGAAGAUGACGAUCCCACGUGGCCGUCCGGGGCCACCAUCAAAGCCAUCUUCGGUAUGCUAAAGUCGGAUGGAUCCCUGAGCUGGGGCGAGCCCCAGAUCAUUAGCGAGCGGCUGAGUUCCUGGCCAGGUAUCAUGCACAUGCGUGACGCCUCCGCCAUGGCCGUUUACGAGUCAACCUCGAUCAUCAAAAGCCGCCUUCUAAGCAGUGUAGCAGAAUGA